Manis pentadactyla (Chinese pangolin) is the source of this 3455-nucleotide messenger RNA. RefSeq names its product spermatogenesis associated 22 (gene SPATA22). Gene Ontology annotation, biological process: homologous chromosome pairing at meiosis; meiotic DNA repair synthesis; gamete generation. Lineage: Eukaryota; Metazoa; Chordata; Mammalia; Pholidota; Manidae. The transcript is spliced from 9 exons. The record is from RefSeq and is a predicted model, not a curated record. Bases 686 to 1777 code for a protein of 363 amino acids.
GCUUGGGCUUUCUCUGUCCCUGGAGCUCAUGAAGCCCGGGCCCUGCCUUCCCGACUGCUCUCCGCCACAGGGCGGUCAUCUAGACCCAGGCCGCAUGUCUCCUGCCAGUGAAACUCCGUCCGACUGAACUGACUCAGAAACUCGGGCUGACCAAGGAAGCGCCAUGACCUGGUUUUUGGGUCAUUCUCUCCCAGGCACGUCCCGGGCGGCCACCGUCGUCUUACAAACUGGUAUCUGUACCUUAAGGCAUGUUGGGUGGGAGCUGCGCAACCAGCCCUGGGCACAAUUGUCUGAGGAAGUUGGGCAGGAGCCCGCUGCGCAGAUCUGCUGCCUGCUCGCCUGUGACCUGAACAGGCUCGUCCCUAGGGCCAUCCCUGCACCGUGUACCUCACAGUGUGAGGAUGCCAGGGGGAGCUGCCUUAACAUUUUCGCUCCAGGGAGACGCGCCCCUUCCGUCCUCACAGAAGGGCGGUGGCCCCUGCUGCGCACCACGGCGGAGGCCCUUGCACCUGCGCAGUCAGCGGCGGGGUGGGGUGCGCCUGCGCACAGCCCGACUUCCGGCACUUACUCUGAGGCGGGAAGCCAGGUGGGCUGUCGCGGCGACCGUUGACUGAGGUUGAGUCAAACAGCUAAAUUGUGAAUCUGGAGUGCAAAGAAAAAGUUACAGACUUUGAUAUUGAAGGAAAUGAAGAGAAACCUGAAUGAAAAUUCAACUCGAAGUACAGCAGGCUGUUUGCCUGUACCAUUGUUCAAUCAGAAAAAGAGGAAUAGACAGCCAUUAACUUCCAAUCCACUUAAAAAUGAUUCAGGUAUUAGUACUGCUUCUGACAGCUAUGAUUUCCCUCCUCUACCAACAGAUUGGGCCUGGGAAGUAAUGAAUCCAGAGCUGCCUCCUUUAACAAAAACAGUGAACACAGGGCAUAUGUCACAUUCAGUUUCUCAUCCCAUGAGAAGUCAGGAUUCUACAUCUAAGUCUAUUCAGUCAAAUACUGAAAGAAACAAGAGUGGUUGGAGCUACAGAGGUGGCAACAAAAAUACCAGCUUGAAAACUUGGGAUAGAAGUAGUUUUUGGCCUCAAUGCAAAAGAGCAAACCUAGUGGAAAAUGAUGGAAUAAAUUCUUGUCCAAUGAGUUUGGGAGCUCAACAACAGAAACAAUUAAGAAUAUCUGAACCUCCUAACUCAUCUCUCCAAAGAGAAACAGAAGUACUCAGACAAACACAUUCAACAAAGACAUCUGGCUCUACAAUGAGAGGUGUAGACAAAAACAGUGCAUUACAGGCAUGUAAGCCCAAUUUUCAGCAAAAUCAGUUUAAGAAAAAAAUGUUGGAUGAUACUCAAGAAGGAAGCACUCUAAAGGAGGCAUCAUUGUAUCAGUUAAAGUUUAAGGAAAAAGAUAAUUCUUUGAGAAUUAUAUCUGCAGUUAUUGAAAGCAUGAAGUACUGGUGUGAACAUGUGCAGAAAACUGUUCUUCUUUUUGAAAUAUUGGCUGUUCUUGAUUCAGCUGUUACACCUGGCCCAUAUUAUUCAAAGACUUUUCUUAUGAGAGAUGGGAAAAAUACUCUGCCUUGUGUAUUUUACGAAAUAGAUCGUGAACUUCCAAGACUGAUUAGAGGCCGAAUUCAUAGGUGUGUUGGAAACUAUGACCAGAAAAAGAACAUUUUCAAAUGUGUUUCUGUCAGACCAGCAUCUGUUUCUGAACAAAAAUCUUUUCAAGCAUUUGUUAAAAUUGCAGAUGCUGAGAUGAGGUAUUAUACUAAUGUAAUUAAUGAAAUUUAAGUAGUGAUGAAAUAAGUUUAAAUAGUAUAACUUACAGCAUUUUUCUGUUAUUGUUUAAUUUACCAUGGUUUUACAGCUAUUGUUUUUCUGUAUUUCAUUUGUUGAAUUAAAAUAUUUAAAUCCUUUCAGAUGUGGAAAAAGUUUUUGAAAAGACUUACUGUUUUUAUAAAAAAUGAUGUUUUUGCUGAAAAUUCGACUACCAUUUCAGAUAAAAAUGUUCUAUAUAAGAGGAUUAGAUACCUAUUUAAUAUGAGGUAAUGCAUUCGAGUCAGCCCAAAAGCCAACAUCAAACUUAAUGGGAACAUAUAGAAAUAUUCCGACUAGAGUCAAGAACAAGACAAGGGUGCCCACUAUCAGUAGUGUUACUAAGCAUUAUACUAGAGUCUAUGCAGUUCAUUUAAUUAUUUCAAGUGUUUAAUGAGCAUAUACUCUGUGCCAAUCACUGUUUCAAGUGCUGGAGACAAAGCAGUUAACAAAGUAACAAAAAUCUCUGAAACUAUGGAAUUUAUAUUCUAGGACCCAGAGAAUAUAUUAGCAAAAGACAAAAACUUGACAUAUAAUAAUUAUUGCUAUAAGCAGAUGAUAUAAUUGUAUAUAUAGAAAACUUAAGAAAAUCAACUGAGGUACUACUACAAGAAUGAGAUAAUUUGGUAAGGCAUUAAAAAUUUAAUAAACAAAAAUCAUCAAUAGAUGUUAUUUGUAUAUGACCACACCGUUAGAGUAGAAAAUGGAUAAAGGUACCACUUAAAAUAGAAAAAAAAAAUAUCCAAGGGCUAGCUAAGACUAAAUGAUUAAAUGUGGAAAGUAAACGAACAAAUCUUUAAAAUACGCAAAUGAAGGACACAAAAGAAAGAUUUGUGCAAAUGUAAAAAUCAUUUUCUUGGAUAGGAAGACAAAGACGUUGAUUUUUCUAAAAUUUGUAACUUCUGUGAUUUUCUGUGUACACACUACACACACACACAUAAAUAAGUGAAGCUGACACUAAAGGUUACAUUAAAGAAAAAGAAUAGGGAACUCUGAAAAAGAAGAACAAUAGGAGAUAGUUCUAUCAGAUAUUGUAAAACCUUAAACAUACAAUGUUAAUUAUCUAUUGCUCCAUAAAUAAUUACCCUCCAAAUUAGUGGUUUAAAACAACAAGCAUUUAUUAUCUCUCACAGUUGGAAUGGGCCAGGAUUUCAGGAGUGGCUUGGCCAGGCAACCAUGGUUUAGGGGUCUCUUAGGAGGGCACACUUCUGAGGUGGUUCGUGCACAUGACUGCUAAGUGGUGCUUGCUGUUGACAGGAGGCCUCAGUUUUUUAUUAUGCGGGCCUUUCCAAAGGGCUGCUUGAGUGUCCUCAUGACAUGAUUGCUAGCUUCCCUUAGAGCAAGUAAUCUAGUAGAGAGUUGGCCAGGUGGAAGCUAUCUUUUUAUGGCCCAGCCUUGAAAAUCACACAUCACUUCUAAUAUGUUUGCUAGAAAUGAGUCAUUUAAGUAUGGACCACAUUUAGGAAGAGGGGAACUAAGCUCUGCCAUUUGAAGGAAAGAGUGUCAAGGAAAUGGCAGACAUAUUUUAAAACUAACCCAUAUAAUGAAGGCAUAUUUAUUUAUUCAUGCAAAAUAUGGUACUUGUUCAUGAAUAAGCCAAAAGAACAUGCAAAAAUAAACUCAAGUAUGUAGAGAACAAUAAAUGUAGCAUCUG